AUGACGUCACAUUUACGCGACCGCUUGGAAACGAUUCUGUUCACAGAUCUGUGGUGAAGUAUGUGACUUAAAGCGUUUCCAAAAGAUAUGUAACCAACGUUUUCCUUUUUUCGUUUAUUUAGGUUUCGUUAAUAUCGUUGUGGUGAAUGUGGGCAGAAAAUGUUUAUGCCGCGAUCGCUGAAGGUCAAGAGAGCCCCAGAGUCCCAGCAGCAGCAGCAGCAGCACCCCAAGAGAAGCAAAGCGACAUCCGAAGACACUGUUUCUACGUCUCCACCUGAUACCUGUCCUCCAGAUGAGACUGUACAUAUAGAAAAAGAGGAGGAACCCCAUCAGAUAGAGACUGAAGAAGCAGAUGAAGAGGAGGAACCAGUGAAGUCCUUCAAGAAGAACCAGAGAUGGCCAGAGCCAGGAGAGCCCGUGUGUGUCAUGUGCGGUCGAUAUGGAGAAUACAUCUGCGAUAAAACAGACAACGAUGUCUGCAGCCUGGAGUGUAAAGCUAGUCAUCUGGCUAAAAUGUGCUUGGAUUUCGGAGGGAAGGUGUUUUCUAUAGAUCUACAGGAGGGUUCAGAGAGCUCUAGUGCAGCAGACACUGAGCUCAGUUACUCUUACAAGGAGGAUGCGUUCAUAUCUGAACUGACUGAGGAGCAGGUUGAGAGGGUUAAAACCGAGCUGGCGAUAGUGACUGCUGGCACUGAGGUCUGUAGACCCAUUAUAGAGUUUGAACACUGUAACUUUCCCACAGCGCUCAGGCUCAACCUGAAGAAAGCCGGGUAUGAGGCUCCCACUCCCAUCCAGAUGCAGAUGCUGCCUGUUGGUUUGAAUGGCAGAGAUGUGAUUGCCUCUGCAGAUACAGGCUCUGGAAAGACAGUUGCCUUCCUUCUUCCAGUGGUCAUGCAUGCUCUCCAGGUAAAUAUUGGGCUGUGUACUGAUUAACGUACUGAUGUACUGAUUACUGUACUGAAUAUCUUAAGUAGUGCUACAUGAAAAAGAAAAAAGCUUACCAAAACAAAGUUACUGGUGUUGUUAUAUAUAUAUAUAUAUUAAUUCUUAAAAACUCCAAAGGCGGAUACCAUGCUGAAGAUGGGAUUCCAGCAACAGGUUCUUGAAAUUUUGGAGCAGGUCCCUGAAGAGCAUCAGACGCUGUUGACGUCAGCCACCAUUCCCAAAGGAACAGAACAGCUAGCGGCUCGUCUCACCCGCGAGCCUGUGAGCAUUACCAUCGGUCAGAAGAACCAACCCUGCGCCAACGUCCGUCAGAUCGUCCUCUGGGUGGAAGAGCCGUCAAAGAAAAAGAAGCUCUUUGAGAUUUUAAAUGACAGAAAGCUGUACCAGCCACCGGUAGUUGUGUUUGUGGACUGCAAACUUGGGGCCGAUUUGCUGUGUGAAGCUGUGCAAAAGGUCAUGGGAUUAAACACAGUCGCUAUUCACUCAGACAAGAUGCAGUGGGAACGCAACAAAAUUGUAAAGGGUCUACUUGAGGGCCAGUUUGAAGUGGUGGUCAGCACUGGGAUUCUCGGUAGAGGACUGGACCUGGUCAAUGUUAAGCUUGUAGUGAACUUUGACAUGCCAGCUAACAUGGAUGAAUAUGUUCAUCAGAUUGGUCGAGCAGGUCGACUGGGCCACAGAGGCACCGCCAUCACCUUCAUGAAUAACAACAACAAGCGGCUGUUUCUGGACAUUGUGAACAGAGUGAAACCCACGGGCUCCAUCCUGCCGCCACAGCUCCUCAACUCCCCACAUCUGCACGAACAGCAGAGGAGAGCCACACAGAGGAGCAGCCGUGGAGAAGACGUCCUCGUAUCCAAGAGCAACCUCAUCGACAUCAUCAGGAAGCAUGACAAAAGAUCUGCCAAGAAAUAACAAGCAAAUAUAUGUAUUGCUAAAUGUUUUGUUGCUGCUUUUGUAAUUUGUAUUUUCAAUAAAUGCUACAAGUGAAUGAAAAAAACGUCCCUUCUGAUUGUCUCCAGUAUAAUUACACACACAAUAAUAAUGUCA
Molecule: messenger RNA, 1995 nt
Organism: Sinocyclocheilus anshuiensis
Lineage: Eukaryota; Metazoa; Chordata; Actinopteri; Cypriniformes; Cyprinidae
Gene: ddx59
Product: DEAD (Asp-Glu-Ala-Asp) box polypeptide 59
Exons: 5
Molecular function (GO): ATP binding; RNA helicase activity; nucleic acid binding
Source: RefSeq, a predicted model, not a curated record